This is a messenger RNA of Lactuca sativa (garden lettuce), 1696 nucleotides long. RefSeq names its product actin-7. Lineage: Eukaryota; Viridiplantae; Streptophyta; Magnoliopsida; Asterales; Asteraceae. The record is from RefSeq and is a predicted model, not a curated record.
AACACUUACUAAUUAAUUCCUGUAAGUCAACCUUUCGUCCUACGAUGAACUUCUCCACCAAACAAACAAACCCCACCGGAGCCAAGGGUUUUGAGUUGCCGGCAAGUGGAGGUUGAUUUAUGCUGCUUCCUCAUCGAUCUGUAAAACUAAAGGUUUAUAGAAAUGGCUGACUCUGAGGAUAUUCAACCCCUUGUUUUGGACAAUGGAACUGGAAUGAUGAAGGCGGGGUUUGCGGGUGAUGAUGCUCCUAGGGGGGUGUUCCCCAAUAUUGUGGGUAGGCCACGACACACUGGUGUUAUGGUGGGCAUGGGUCAAAGGGAUGCUUAUGUAGGAGAUGAAGCCAUUUCAACAAGUUGUAUUUUGACUUUGAAAUACCCUACUGAGCAUGGUGUUGUCAGCAAUUGGGACGAUAUGGAAAAGAUUUGGCAUCACACUUUCUAUAAUGAGCUUCGUGUUGCUCCUGAAGAGCACCCUGUGCUUCUUACUGAGGCACCAUUGAAUCCAAAGGCAAACAGAGAGAAGAUGACAGAAGUCAUGUUCGAGGCCUUCAAUGUUCCGGCAAUGUACGUUGCAAUAGGGGCAGUGCUUUCUUUGUAUGCGAGUGGUCGUACAACUGGUGUCAUGUUGGAUUGCGGAGAGGGUGUUUCCCACACGGUUGCAAUUUACAAAGGUUACGUACUUCCUCACUCCUUACUUCGUCUAAAUCUCGCUGGCUAUGACCUCACGGAUUACCUAAUAAGAAUCCUGACCGAAAGAGGCUACACUUACAACACAACAGCAGAACAAGAAGUUAUCCGUGACGUGAAAGAAAAACUUGCAUACGUGGCGCUUGACUACGAGCAAGAACUCGAAACCGCAAGAAGUAGUGCCUCCGUUGAAAAGAACUAUGAGCUGCCCGACGGGCAGGUUAUCACGAUUGGGUCAGCGAGAUUCCGUUGCCCGGAGGCUCUCUUCCAGCCAUCUCUGAUUGGAAUGGAAGCUGUUGGUGUUCAUGAGAUGACCUACAACUCCAUCAUGAUGUGUGAUGUUGAUCUAAGAAAGUACUUUUAUGAAAAUAUUCUGCUUAGUGGUGGGUCAACUAUGUUCUCUGGCUUUGCUGACCGGAUGAGCAAGGAAAUCACUUCCCUUGCCCCUAGCAGCAUGAAAAUCAAGGUGUUUGCACCUCCUGAAAGGAAAUACAGUGUCUGGAUUGGAGGAUCAAUCCUUGCAUCUCUCAGUACCUUCCAACAGAUGUGGAUCUCAAAGGCCGAGUAUGAUGAGUCUGGUGCAUCUAUUGUCCAUAGGAAAUGCUUCUAAGCAUGUGAAGUAAGAAAAGCAGACAUGGACAUAUGUGAAGUCGUUAACAAAGAAGAUAAAUAUCAUUUCCAUUAUCUGCUCACCAUCAUCACCACAGCCACAGCCACAGCCACUGCCACCGUCACCACAACCACCAACACCACGGCAUCACCAACCACCAUCGCCCGCCGCCACCAUAACCACAACCACCACCACCACCAUUACUGUUGUGUUCUUUCUUUGGUUUUGUGUUGUAUCUUAAUAUCCGGUUUAAGUGUUUGUUAAUAUCAUAUUAUUGAAACUGAUAAUAUUUAUUGCUUGGUUAGGGCUAUCUUAAACUACCAUUAGUUGAUGAGUAUCUGUUUCCUUCUUUAUCAGUUUGUUCAAAAUAUAUAUAUUGCAAAAUAAUUUUUUACGUCCA